Messenger RNA from Stegastes partitus (bicolor damselfish), 1014 nucleotides. RefSeq lists its product as uncharacterized. NCBI's taxonomy places the organism in Eukaryota, Metazoa, Chordata, Actinopteri, Pomacentridae. The transcript has 10 exons. Gene Ontology annotation, molecular function: GTPase activator activity. The record is from RefSeq and is a predicted model, not a curated record. The coding region runs from base 81 to 908 and encodes 275 amino acids.
CUCAGUGACGAGGAAGUGACACAGGAACAGGUAGAGAGAGCGAACAGGCAGCCCCAGAGAAGCUCCUGCUCACAGUCAACAUGUCUGCAGAUGGAACCAAGCUGCUGUUCGAGGGCUUUCUGCAGAAGAGAAAAGACACUCUGAAGAUGAGGUGGGUCACAUACUGGUUCAGACUCCAAAACACAACCUUGUUCUUCUACACCAAGAAGAAUGGCAGUGCUUCGCACUUGAGAGGCUAUUACUACAUCUACACAGUGCAGUCGGUAAGAGAAGUCCAGAAAACUGACAGACAUCGCUUCAUGUUUGAAAUCGUCAUGACAAACGGAAAAAGGAAAGUGUUGGCAGCAGAGACGGCGGCUCUCAGGAAGGAGUGGGUCGGACACCUGUGGAAGGCCAUGAAUCUCUCCACCUCUGGGCUCUCCAGCUCUGGAGUCGCUCUCCCCCAGCGUGAGCAGCAGCCAGACAGAGUAGACAGCAUCACAUCCGUCCACUGCAGCGACAGUGUGGUCGAGCUGCCUCCUCCUGGUCCGCAGCCUUCAGAAGACACAAGCAUCCAACCUCCCAUGGACCAGCCGGAGGAGCCCAGCAAUGGUCCUCAGUGGUGCAGUGUGCUGGACACGGCAGAGGACAGACAGGAAGGAGACUAUGAUGUGUUACCCAUCAGAAACAAGACGUGUGAGCCCAGCCUCGCACCAGAGAUGGAGGACAACGUGUACGACUUCCCUCAGUCUUACAGGAAUUCAGCCCAACAUCAGGAUUCAGAGCUCACAGAGAGCAUCUACGACGUGCCAAGCUCUCUUCUGAGGGACACGCCUGAUGACACUACAGACGAGCAGCUGGAGAAGGAAACAAACUGGAAGAUGGAGUCUGAGGACAACAGCAGCACAUGUAGCUCACAGUUCAUCUGAUGUCUUUGUACAGACUGCUCCUGCUUAAUGUCUGCAGCCCUGAGGUCCACGUUCAAGUCAAAGUGUAUUUAUACAACAGAUAUAACAAGUAAAUAGUUUUUGGAGA